Messenger RNA from Megalops cyprinoides (Indo-Pacific tarpon), 4742 nucleotides. Its product is annotated as protein FAM171A2-like. The record is from RefSeq and is a predicted model, not a curated record. NCBI's taxonomy places the organism in Eukaryota, Metazoa, Chordata, Actinopteri, Elopiformes, Megalopidae. The coding region runs from base 2 to 2608 and encodes 868 amino acids. The transcript has 8 exons.
CAUGGGAGUGGGCAUCUGUAGGCUACGAGAUCUGAGUAGUCAAUACCCGAAAACAACAUGGAUGAAUGGCUACCUUGCUGGGAAGGGUGAUGUAGCUACAAGAAUGCCACCUCUGUAUAUAUCUCGUUUUAUUUUACUGUUUCUUUUCUUCGGCAACGUAUGGAAAACUAUAGCUAAAUCAAUUCCGGAUCAGCGAACACUUGAUGUACUGAUCAGAGUUCAGGUUUUUGACAACAGUGACCUUUCCCCCUUGGCUGAUGCUGCAGUGGAGGUUUAUGGGAACCAGUCCGUCUUGGCCUCCAGCAAGGCAGGCAGUGAUGGGGUCCUCACUGUCUCCUUCCAGUACCAUCCAGGGACAUGGGUCAUCAUCACUGCGUCCAAGCAGGGCUACGUUACCAACUCUGCUCCCUGGCACGCCAUCCGCAAACCCUUGUACGCUUCAGUCAGCCUCUACCUCCUCCCCCAGAGACCGGCUACUCUCAUCCUGUACGACGACGUGGUCCAGGUGCUGCUAGGAUCUCCAGGUGCAAGGAACCAACCAUGGCUGCAGUUCCAGAGGAAGGCCGUCCAACUGCCACUCAACUCCACCUACACCGAGCUUUCAGCCGUGCUGACCGCCGCCAAAAGCCAAUACGAGAUCGGGGGCUUCCCCUACCUGCUGGGCCAGGAGAGCAAUAGCACUGGGGGUAAUGGCACCUGGUUAGACCUGACAGCGGUGGCGGCGGUCAGUGCUCACCUCUUUGCCCGCAAUGGGAAAAUCGUCCACGUGUCGGACCCUGUGCACCUCUCCAUCCCCCUGCCCUCUGACACCCCUGUGAAGACUGCCACUAGUGUACCUGUGUGGAGGUUCGAGGCCAAGACAGGUCUGUGGGUGAGGAAUGGAACAGGGUACAUCAAAAAGGAGGGAUCACAGCUGAUCUGGAGUUUUGUGGCCCCACAGCUGGGAUAUUGGGUUGCAGCCAUGCCCUCCACUACAGGGAUGGGUCUGAACCCCACAGGCUUGCGGGACAUCACCACAUACCACACAAUCUUCCUGCUCACCAUCCUGGGCUCCAUGGCCCUGCUAGUGCUCAUCCUGCUGUGUCUGCUGCUCUACUACUGCAGACGAAGGUGUCUAAAGCCACGCCAGCAGCACCGCAAGAUGCACGCCUCCUCCCCAUUGGACGGCUCCAAGCGGGAUCAGGGCACCUCCACCUCUCGCCUCAACCUCAUCAGUGGUGGCCACAUGGAGACAGCCUCCUCCAAUGGCGACAUGGAUGGCAUCAAGUCCGACCUCUCCUCUUCGCACGACUUCCAGAGCUCACGGGAGGAGUUCUUCAGGCACGUCCCCGCCCACAAACUACGCCACUCAAAGGGGGAUGCUGCAACGCGGCGUGGCGAGAGCUUCCCCAUGAAGGUGACCCGCUCCACUGACACCAACAGCCUGGAUCCACCGUUGCUGCAGGAUGACUACUCCAGGAGCUACAGCUCCAUGGAGGAAAAGGGCAGCACUAGCCGGCGCCACAAUGCUAACGACAACCAAGGCUACUCUUCUGACCCCCCGUCGCCUCCUGGCCUGCCGCCACCUUUCGCCGACCACUACCAGGGCCCUAAGCCGGACAGCAAGCCACCUGAAUACUCCAUGACCCAGCCGGGGGACCACCUGGCUCGGCCCACCUCCCUGAACACCCAACCUGGUCAGCUGAUCUUCUGCGGAUCCAUUGACCAGAUGAAGGAGAACAUGUACAGGAGUAUGGUGCCCACCCUGGUCAUCCCAGCCCACUACAUGCGCUUGUCCUCUGACUUUUCUGGCAUGGAGCAGACGGCAGAGCAGAAGCAGCAACAGGACAUGGAAGCCCCCCAGCAACAGCAGCAGGUCCAGCAGCAACAGCAACUGCAGCAGCAGCAGCCCAGCCCGCCCGGAGAGGACCCCGAGGGCCGUGGGUGGGGCCCCAACCCCUCAUCAGGCCCCGUCCGCAUCCCUGUCCUCUUCAACGACUCCACUAUGGCCCAGAUGAACGGGGAGCUGCAGGCGCUCACAGAGAAGAAACUGCUGGAGCUUGGGGUGAAGCCGCACCCCCGGGCCUGGUUCAUCUCGCUAGACGGGCGCUCCAACUCUCACGUGAGGCACUCCUACAUCGACCUGGGCAACGAGCGCAACGGCCGAGGCAGCAGCGACCCCAUCCUGGAGUCUGGGGCAGACGUCCAGGAGGGCAAGCCGGCGCCUGCGCUGCACCGCAAGGUAAAGGGCAAGGGCAAAGAGGAGCGCGGGGGUGGGGGCAGUGAGCGCAAGGAUCACGGUGGGAAGGCCUACUCCAAGCUGGCCUACCUGGAUGACACGGAGCCCAGCAGCAGCGAGAGCCGCACAGCCAUGUGCUCACCUGAGGACAACUCCCUCACCCCGCUGCUGGAUGAGGCCCCUGAGCCGCGCGGGGCGACCAUUCCGCGUCGGGGCCGCAGCCGGGUCAACAGCUCGCGCAGCAGCAACAGCGAGACCCACCGCGACUCCAUGACCAGCCCGGAGGACGAGAAUGACCCAGAUGACAAGGACGACAAGGGGGAGAACAAGAAGAGCCCCUGGCAGAGGCAUGAGGAGAGGCCUCUUAUGGUCUUUAACGUCAGGAAGUAGGUACGGAGGAGCCCCGUCCAAGGAACCUCAAACUGCUCCUGGAUGGGGGGGGGGGGUAUGAUUCACCCUCCCUCAUCCAUUUCAGUCUCCUUCAGUGGCACGCUCGUAGGUCCUUACCAAAAAACGAAAGAAAAAGAGCAACGGAACAGCAAAUCCCUGAUUGUAACGCAUCCUGGCAAAAGCACAACAAUGUCAUAAACCACCUGAUAUCCAAGAUUUGUUAAACUGGUCUGAAAAACCAGUCAGCCUCUUUGUUUUGAAGUGAUCGUGUCGACUGCCCCUCUUAAUUCCUUAGCCCCCGGCCAUCUUUUGAGGAGCAUGGAUCGUUGUUUCGGUAGGGAGUAUCCUCGCAUGUGGUCAGUGUUGAAACGUUGAGUUCUUCCCAUGUAGGAUUAGGCACAGAGAGGACAAUGGUGGUAAGAGAUGGAAAGGUGAAUUGUGGAAGUUUUUUUUAGUAUUGUUCCCAUAUAUUGUAAAUUGAACUCAUUUCUUUAUCAAGUCAUUUUUGUCUUACAAGAUAGCUGUUAACAGAAACAGUGAUGAUGAGCCAUUUUAUACUGACUGUGGGCCAGCUGGCCGAAUAGAAAGCUUUGUUCCUAUGGAAAUCAGACUAAACUGUCCCUACUCCAGAUGAACAGAAGACAGCACUGGCGAUGUAGACAUCGAAUGGCCUCUUUUUGUUUUAGGGUUUAGUUCAUUUUAGUUUGUCUCAUUCAAACUCCAGACAGUUGAGAAUGGAACAACUAAUGCUUUCUGGGAAUUUAUGAUGAUAAGCAAGGCCUUCUUUAGAAUGUGUGUCUGUGGCCAAGAGGACAACUGAAUGACUUUGUGGCAUAGUGCAACCGGUUUAUUGUUUUUUAUUCACUAUGGUAAGUGAAUUGAUGUGUUUGAAUCAGAGGAAACUUCAGUACAGUAUCCUAUUAUAUCUUAACUUGUGUUCUCAUGAUCAUUGUUUGGAAUCACCUCUGCAGCUGACCAACACAGCUUUCAAAACUCCAGGAGAUGUUGCCACGGGGACAGUUGUGAACGGUUGUCAGUUUUGUUCCAUUUUGUUUUUGGUCAUAUGGCUGUUUAACCUGUGGAUUUGGAUGAAUUGACUUUCCAUCAUUUAAUGUUAGCCUUUGUUGACAUGCACACAAGAGGACAUGAAUGUUUUCUGUCAACCGUUUUGAUAGGUAAGGUUCAACAACUGGAGCUUUUCUACUAAGUUUGCAUUACCUUUUCAGGGACUGUCAGUAUCAGGUUAACCCAAUGAUGAGCAUGUCUUCUUGAAAUAUAUUCAUGAAAUUGGGGUCAGAUCAAGAGUCACUAAAGCAUCAUAAUGUAUCACUGAUUCUAUUAAGGAGCUAGAUUAGGAAAAGGCUCUCAGAAAAGGCUAUAACUUAAAGUCUAAAGUUGCCCACCUGGUUAUAAAGAUAACUAAGUUAACAUUUUGUAUGUAUCUGACAAUAAAUCAAAGCACAAGAUAUCCUGUACUGAAUCUGGAAAUGGGUGGUUGACUGAUGGGCUCUCUGUUUGGUUUAGUUUUAAACGGUGACAUUUGUGAUAGAAAAGGGAUCUGUUGAACAAAUAGGAACCUUGCAGAUGAUUCCCUGCUAUGGAAUUUUGAUCCCAUUGGUCCUGUGUAACUAAGCUGUACUGUUGCAGACUUGGGAGCAGUUCCUCUGGGUUUACUAGGGAAAAAAAUCCUUGAAGGACUUUGCAGGACCAUUGUUUUCCUGGCUGCAGGAAAAAAUGAAAUAUAAGAGCUCUUGAAAACAGAUCUGUUUACACAGCAUUCCCACCAAAUUCACCUUUGAGACAUACAGUACCUAAGCACUUCUUUGUCUUGUAUGUUCUAUAUUGUAAAGGUAAUUGCUCAAAAGCCCCUCAAAAAUGUGUCUGCUACACACAAACCUUUUCUUUUUCCCUGAAACAUCAACAACCCAAGUACUGCAACAGAUGAAAAAUAGUGUGACAUCACUUUGGGUCAUGCGGGUAUGCCGCAGUCUGUUCAAGACCUCAAUAAAGUCAAAAUGAUAGAACAUUCUAUUCAGUAGCUAUGAAUGUGCAGCAGUUAUCCACCGCCUCUGUCUCAAUAUCUGAAAUCCAUGCUCCUGUCAUCGAUUUAGGUAGCCUUCUUGUCCUUCAGCGC